AAACCCGUCCCUAACGAUUUCCGUAGAAAUCGUGCUGCGUUCACGUACUAUUGGCAGAAUGGGAAGAACAGACAAACAACAGUUCGUCCGACUUGGGUGUGUUCACACGUUAUUCCGAGGUGGUUGCCCGUGGCGUACAGAUCCUGUGACAUGCUCUGAAGGGACUUUAUUGGAUUUUAAUUUGAUGUAACCGCCAGCGGUCGCGCAUUUUCCGAUAUUCUGCAACUGUUUGCUUCACGAAGUGUAAAGAGACGGUCGGCUCGUUGUAAUUUCGGGUUUAACGAUACGACUUGAACGCAGCACGAGGGACCUGGGAAGGAGUGAAAAGCUCGGAGUAACGAAGGUUUAACACCAUACAUUUUACAUGUUUAUUUUGUUAAGGGGGACAAGUAACUCCGGUCGACGACCUAACAUUGCAUGAGGCGGAACUGCACUUUAGUCAUCAAUGCUGUUUGCCACCCGCCACUGAACGGAAAAAAAAGAAGAGGGAGAAAGAAGAAGAGACGUAGAUGCGGAGAAACAGAGUGUUACCUGUUUUACAGAGACAAAAACGCCCCCUAAUUUUGGUUUGCAUCUAGCGCGGAGGAUGUUUAACACGGGCGUUCAGCGACCCCCUGCUGCGUCCUCUCGAGAACCGAGGCGGGUCCGUGUUCAUGACUGCCGCGGCGAAAAUAAAGAGGUUACCGGAACAUUUCUGGAAACAAGUGGUUUGAACUUCAAUGACUUUCUGCGAAUUCUGCACAGGGAAUUUUCAGUCCCUUCACAUGAAAGAUUUGUGUUGGCCACAACAGACAGAACUGUCCUUGAUUUUGACAAAUUUGAGGAGCUUCAGGAUGGCAGUACCCUCUACUUGCUGCAACAGGAGGACCAAGCUCUGCCAAUGGCAAUGGAGGAGCGCAUCAUGUUUAUCCCUCAUUAUGAUACGUUAAUCCAGAGUGGCAUGUAUGAGUACUAUGCUAGUGAGGGCCAGAACUCAUUACCCUACGCACUUGCUGAGCUCAUUGACAACGCUCUGUCGGCCACAGCUAAAAACACAGGAAUGAGGACAAUAGAGUUAAAAUUGCUUUUUGAUGAAAGCCAUGGGAAACCUGCAUUGAUUGUCUCAGAUAACGGAUGUGGAAUGAACUCUAAGCAGCUCAAUAACUGGGCAGUGUACAGACUCUCUAAAUUUACCAGGGAAAACAGCACAUUUGUGAGGCAAGAGGGGUAUGUUCGGCCUGAUCCUGUCCCUCGUAGUCUCAACAGUGAUAUAUCCUACUUUGGAGUUGGAGGAAAACAGGCUGUUUUCUACAUUGGAGACUCAACCAGGAUGAUCAGCAAACCAGUAGGCUCCCCAGAUGUUCAUGAGCUGGUUCUGUCGAAAGAGGAUUUUGAGAGAAAAGAGAGGAACAAAGAGGAUAUUUACAGUGGGAUCAUCAGAAACAGGAAGCCCGGUGACUCUUCACAUGUGGAAAAUGACGAUGAGCGCUUCCUCCAUGCCUUAAUUGCUGAGGAACCUGGGAAGGAAAGCUUCACAGCCGUGGUCAUUACGGGAAUCCUGCCUGAGCAUGUCACCUUUUUGAAACAUGAUUUCAAAGCGUGGACCAGAGAGCUAGCUCACAUAUAUCACUAUUACAUCCAUGGAGUCAAUGGAAAUGAAAUGAGUUGGAGUCCUACAAACUCAGAUCGUCUCCCUAACAUUGACAUUCGGGUUACCUUGUGGGAAAAGCCUUUCAGAUGUCCCCGUGUAAUGAAUCUCAGGGAAGUUGAUGAUGACAUGCAGACUCUGUACAUAAAUUCUGCUGUAGACACAUUUGAGUUUAAGGCCAACCCUGGAUUAGACCUUGGCACAGUGGAGGGAGUCAUUCGGUAUCAUCCCUUCCUUUAUGACAAGGAGACAUACCCUGAAGACCCGUCUGCUGUGCAAGCACCUCUUGAUGAUGAAGAUGACAAUAAUGAGCCUGGAGUCCGAUAUCAGGCAAGAGGAAAGAGGCCAAUCUUUGAGUGUUUCUGGAAUGGACGGCUGAUACCUUACACCAGAAUAUCUGAGCUUGACUGGUGUACCUGGCCGGUUAAAGGAGCAAAGGUCCCUCAAGAGUGUUACAGUCGGUUUUCAGGGGUGAUGUUCACUGACGACAGAUUCAAGGUCAGCACGAACAAGCUCACCUUCAUGGACCUGGAGCUGAAAUUGAAGAACAAGGACACUAUCUUCACACGCAUUGUUAACGGACAGGAAAAAAGAAGUAACAUUCAGAGGGAGUUCAUGGAGUGGCUAAAAAACUGUCACGAGAAGUUGGACAAGCAAGUGAAGUUCCUGGGAUUCAGGAAGAGCAUAGAACGAAUGGAUGUGCCCACUAAGAAAAUGAAGAAUCCCUGGGCGACGUUCUCUUCCAUUGAAUGGGACGGCAAAAUAUACAAAACAGGCCAACUUGUGAAAUCUCAGAAAACACAGCCCAUUCUGCAUGGUACCGUAGUUCAGUUUUUGCUAUAUGGAGAUCAUGCGGAAGAUGUCUUUGCCGCAGGAGGACAGGUUGAAGUGUCUCUGGAACCCAAAGCACUUUAUGACAACACUAAGAUCAUACCCAUUUCCAAGAUAGACAGGACAGUCACUGAUGAAUCCAUCGAGAAAAACAUUGAAAAUGUCCUGGCCAAGCUUCCAGAUAUGCUAAAAGUGGACUGGCCAGAUGGUAAACCCUGGACAGAGAAUGGUGUGUUUGCAGCUGGGACUCCGUUAGGGGCACUCAAAAUCGAAAUUCUGAACAAGAAGGGAGAGUCGAUAUCCAGGAUGCCAACAGUGGGCCAGGGGACAGUGAGAAAACUGAGUGUCAAGCUCACAUUAGUUAAGCACGGUCCUAAAAAAAAUGAAGAGAUUUUAGCUUUUGUUGCCCAGCAUUCAGCAAAGUGGGGUAUCUGGUUCAAAAAAAUUGACAAUCUGACCAACCCAGGGGAGUAUACACUGUUUCUGAACACCUUGCUAAAUGAAAGUAAUGCCACCGUCUUUGGAGGCAGAGAGCUUCCAAGCUACAAACUCAAGUUCACCAUGAAAGAGGGUAGUGGUGAGAGUUUCGUUAUGGGUUCUGUGAGCUCCACUCUUCAUGUAGGGGUGCCAUUCGACAUUCCUCUUCAGCUAAAAGAUCGUUAUGGCAACUCAGCGAUGCCUCUUCGCAAUCUCCAGCCUUUACUCAAAUCCAGUGACAUGGAUCUGAGUUAUGAAGCAGUGGACAUCAGUGGCAACAAGUUCACCAUAAAAGGUGUCAAAGCAAGAGGAAAAGUACUGAAUUACCAACAAUCCAAGACAUAUGACUUGAAAGUGAUCCUGCCAGGCCUGAAAAAAAACACACAGACUAUCAAGAUCAGUCUUCUGCCUGGUAAUCCACAUGUCCUCCAUGUGAAGACAGAAGAUGACCCAAUCAUAGUAGAGAAUGGAAACCCUGCCAGGUUUAACAUUGAAAUUCAUGAUGAGGCUGGAAACAUCACCGCUCACCCCAAACAGAUAGUUCACUCCCAGGUUCAGGGGCUUCCUCUGGCAACAAUUGACUGCAGCAGCACUGGAGCAGGACAGCUUGUGACAAAGCCCUUAAACCUGAAAAUAAUCAGGGGAGAACCACAAAAGCUCAAAGUUCAGUUUUGGAUGCCUAGUCAGAGUAGCAUAGCAUCGGUUGUGAGGGAGCUGAAGGUGAUGCCCAGCACAAGGGUCUCCUUGAUAGAGCUCUACAGUCGAGAUGUUGAGAAUCUGGUGCUGAAGAACAACGAAAAGAUAGAAUGGCCGGCCGGAGGCUCACUGGAGAACCUGUUCUAUAAACUUUAUGAUGAGACUGGCAGAGAGGUACCUCUCACCGCUGAAAUAGUCUCUAUGAUCAAGGUUAACUGGAAAGGAGAUGUAAAUCUGGAAGAUUUGGUGCAGGGUAAGCUGCCUAAUGUACAGGUGCCCACAAAGGUGCAGGAAGAGCCCUUCUACCAGGUGUCCUACCAUGACCAGAGUGUGUCUAUCUCCUUUACUGUAGUACCUUGUCCAGAUGAACCAAAACGGCUAAAAGCAACUCUGCUCCAAAAUACAUUGAAGCUGGGUGAAAUGCUAUCUGGAAACAUCAACUUACAGCUUUUGGACCAGUAUGACAAUGCAACCAAGACGCUAACCUCUAACUGUGUGAAACACAUGACUGUGGAAGCUGAAGGUCUGGACAAAUCGGCCGUCGCCUUUAUUUGGCAGGAGAGCAACAGUUCUGUCGAGGUGACAGGAAUACGCUUCCAGUGUGGGACAAUUGGCAUCAGAGAGAUGUUCUUCACUUACCUGAGCUAUGCGGAGAGUGUCAUAGUUAAAGUGACCGCUGGAGACCCUGCACAGCUUAAACUAGUCAGUGGGCCUAAGCAGCCUUUGCAGGUCUUAAAUGACCACAGCAUCCCCACACCUUUCAUCAUCCAGCUGUCCGAUAAGUUGGGAAACCCAUCUCCAUACCAAAGGGUUGUGGUGGAUAUAAAGUCUUCACCACCAGCACUGAAGGUGACGACAACCGUUACUUCAGAACCAGCAAACCCAGAAGGAAAAGCCUUUUUCACUGUUCAUAGAGUGAGCGGGCCAAAGGGGUGCUAUCAGCUGGAGUUUAAUGGUUCCUUCAACAACAAACCCAUCUCUGGCCCAUCAGUGAAUAUAACUGUUUUACCUGAUCCCAACAAACCUGUCAGCCUGUCAGUGGACUACGACACCACUGCCAAGUUUCCGGCUGGAGGCACCUUCCCAGUGUUCUCAGUGACCGUGGUGUCUGAUGAAGGUAGCCUGAUGACAAGUUUAAACCCAGCUGCUGCAUCCAUGUUGCUGUGGGAGGGAGGGCCAUCAGGAGAAACACCUCCACAAACAGCCACUGAGCUGAAGUGUAGUAAGCCCAUGGAGAAUGAAAGGAAAGACUGUUUUUACUUUAGAGAUAAAGAAAUCCCAAAACGUGCUGGAAAGCAUACCAUCCAGUUUUCUCUGCGCGUCGACAAAACAAAACUCCUGUUCAGCAAACAGAUUAUUAUAAAUGUGGUGGCUAAUCAGCCUGUCAAACUGAGACCCGACUCACAGCCACAACCCCCAGUCCUUUCCUGCUGUAAGGACAUUGCUAACCGAACCUUGGUGAAGAAUAUGACUCUCAGGAUAGUGGACUCAUAUGGAAACCCAGCGGGGCAGGACCUGGAAGGGAAUGUGGUCGUUUCUAUAAUGAGCUCUAGUGAUGAUAGCAACAAAAACCUCCCUCUGUUUGAAGGCAAAAUCAACAGAAUUCCUAUCAGCUUUGUAGAGGGAAAGGUCCGCAUCACUAGGUUGGCUAUCAUGGAGAAUAGCCCUGGUGAGGAUGGUGGUGCAUACACCCUCCUCUUCAAACCUGAAGUGUCCAUGGUUCCCACGCCCCUGGCCCCUUUUGAGCUCCCCUUCCAUUUUUACAAUGAUGAACUGACCCAACAGAAAAUGUCAGAGCUGUUAAAGAAGAAAAAUAAGCUCACUACUGAUGUUGCUGUACUUGAAGAUUUCUUUACUGAUUUUAGUAAACUCCUUCAUUUGCUGAGAGAACAAUACCUGACUGCUAGUGCCAAAGAGGAUGACCUUAGAAAUGUCCUGAUCAAAAGGAACGUGAAAAUAGCACAACCUGUAUCUAUCCCAGAUAUUGACAGACUUCGAAAUGAGAAGACUGCAGAAGCUGAUGGGAUUCUGAAAAUGCUUAGAAGAGUCUGCUCCAUCCAUGACAACUUCAGGGGGCAGCAGGAUGUUUUGGGAAUGGUUGGUCACUUGGCUUAUGUGCAGGAUGAUGCUGCUGCAAGAGUUAUCUCCUGGCACAUCAAGGGUGACAUGGAUUGUGUCAUCACCAAAACAACAGAAGCAGCACGGGGGAUCUACGACAUCACGGGGGGCCGGCAGCAAGUCAUGGCCCUUAACAGCGUGUAUGUGCAACCAUUGAACAGACCACUGCCACACAUAAGAAACGGCCACAAGCUCUUUGAUCCCCCUGGGAACCCAGUCUAUGCCAGAGAGCUCCUGAUUUACCCCCACGACAAGGAGAGCUGUGACAUCGUGUUUAAAAACAUCCUCAGAGACACUAUUCUGAUUGAUGACCUGGACUCUGCAAACAACUACAGACGGGCAGUGGUGCAGAGAAAGACACAUUGUCCCACCAUACUGACCAGGGAGGGCGACAGGAUCAGUUCCAUGGGCAAGUUUGGAGGCGCACAGAACAAAGCCCCACCGAUUAACACAUUACAAGUGUUUGGAGCCCCGCCCCCACAGCAUUACCACACCCUUAAGGAAGAAAUAGACCUACUCAGUCAGUACCAGACAGCUCUGCAAAAGAAAGAGAGGACGGAAAAGGAGCAUGAUGAUCACUCAGAAUACAUGAAGUCUCCUGAAUUACUGAAAAAGAAAAAGGAUAUGGAGGAGAAAAACAAGCAGCUGGAAGAGAUUGGAAGACAAAUUACGUUGAAAUCCAUCAGACCAGUGAAACGGGGUAUGGAGAAUGCUGGUGAGCCUUCUGGCAUCAUUACAAAAAGAGCAAAAUAGAGAUCCACAUUAAGAGAAGGAUAAGACCGACCAGAGCCAAGCUUCAUUUGUAAUUUUAUAGUUAAUAUAUGUUAUAUGUUAUUUUACUAUUAUUAUCAUUUUCUUUUUCAUUUUUGAGUUGUUUUUGUACUUUUUUAUUUGUAGACAUUUGUUUUCUUGUGUUUUAACAGUUUUGUAAUAAUCAAAACUGCU
Messenger RNA from Xiphias gladius (swordfish), 6694 nucleotides. It is a transcript of the gene smchd1, whose product is annotated as structural maintenance of chromosomes flexible hinge domain containing 1. Gene Ontology annotation, cellular component: chromosome. Gene Ontology annotation, biological process: chromosome organization; double-strand break repair. The record is from RefSeq and is a predicted model, not a curated record. Bases 587 to 6502 code for a protein of 1971 amino acids. Lineage: Eukaryota; Metazoa; Chordata; Actinopteri; Istiophoriformes; Xiphiidae. The transcript has 47 exons. Gene Ontology annotation, molecular function: protein binding; ATP binding.